AUGGCUCAACAGCCCAUGACGCCCUUCUGGCCAAUUUUCCCCUCAAAGUCGGACGGCCAGCACAUUGUCAACAUGAAAGGCCGGCCGCUCAGGAAUGGCCCGACGGAGGAGCAGCUUAACAUGUCGCCCAACGAUCAGGGCCAGCGCGACUUUUACCGUCUGAUCGAAAAAGACGACCCGAAACACCAGGACUGGCGCAAGAAGUUGGGGGGGAUGCUCUUGCGGGAGCUUGGGGGCAAGCAGUAUGAAGAUAAAUGGCAACAAUGCAUCUUGUGGGAAUUUCCGGAAAACUACGUCUUAUACGAGCACAUCAAGACAAAGGCUGACGGCCAAGUGAAGACAGUCAAGAAUCACUCUGGCGGUGGACACGACAGACAGGACGCCUAUCUCUACGGCUACCCCAAGGGCCCCAAGAAGCGCUUUCGAAGUCCCGUCGAAUUCUUUCCGCAUCUAUUAUGGCUUUGCACCGACGAGAACAGCGACAUGAUUAAUUGCACGUGCAAGAUGUGCUCUCCAGCAGGCGAUGUCGAGAAGCCCCAAGUGAAGGUCGAAGUCAAGCAAGAGGCUCCCCCGAUCAAGCGAGAAAUCAGUUCGGGUGGAGCUACAGGAAACAAUGUCAAUGCGGUUGUCCGGAACCAAACAGUUCAGCCUCCCAUUCGAAGACCCUCAACGGGCCCGCCUAUUCCUAGUCCCAUCUCGAAACCAGCUACACCCGCCCCGGUCCCUGUAGCCACCCCCGCCGCACAGCAGAUACGAGCACCUCCGGUUCUGCAGUCAACUCCUCUACCACAGCCGCGGUCCCUUGAACAGCAGGUCGACUUGACAUAUAACAGAUUUCUCUGUCGCACAGGCGAGGCCGUUUGGUUCUUCCGACCCGAAACCGCGGCCUGGGGUCUUGGACUUGUUAUACGAAGAUGGUCAACCAAAGCGAAUCCCGCCGAUAGGUCAUAUCAGAUCCAGCCUCUGUCACAUCCGUUCGAGGCGCCUCCUACAGAAACCGUUCAGUCCGACGCCCAUGUCAAACCAUGGCUUGCCUGGUCUGCCCCAGCUUGCACGUUCCCCUUCUUGCAACAGAACCCGCAAUACGAAUAUGGCAAUACCGAUUGGAAAGCCCUCAUCGAUGGUCAGGGUGGGAAAGGAAUCGCCUCAGUCGACGCUUCCAUCUUAGCUGCUAAAGCUAUCGAUGCUACCUAUACACUCUUCGAACCUCUUAAGACGUCCAAAGACGACAAGGGUAAUCAGUACAGACAGUAUAACGGUAUGUUUCUAGGUGCUGAAAAGAUCUGGAGAGGAGAGGCUGUCCGCUUGCGCGUGGGUAGCGGGACCGAUCUCUUAGUCAUUACCGACAUCAUCGAACAGAGCUUGGUCAACCAAACGAACACAAAGGUGAUUAUAGUCGGCGACCUAUACGGCUAUGCCCUUCUAGAAGCACCGGAUCCCAACCUUCCUCCAAAACCCCCACAGCAAAACAACAACAUCCCCUCGCGCAUGGUCCAGGACAUGUUAUGGAGGAAUCGCAUACUUGUCCCCAAGACACGCUCAGCAGCGUGGUGGAAGCUCCUCCAGCCCUCCUACAAGGUUGAAAUCAACGAAGUCAAGGGCCGGUGGUACGAGACCAGUUUAUUAUUCCAACAGUCUUUCAUGGACGCAGUAGAAAACAACGAAGGCGGCAACGGCAUCUGGAUGAAUUCCCGAGGCGAGGCAACAGGCAAAGCCUGCAUAUCCCAACCCGACCGCAUCGCCGCAUUCGGUGCCUCUAUACCCCCAACAACACAUCUUAUCGAAGGCAUGGACCCCCCUAGCGAAUCGAUCACACAACCCCAGCAGUUACAUAACAGCAUGGGCAUUCCUAUGAACAAUGGGCUGGUUGACCCAGCAUCAUUUUCCAUUGACGAUUUCAUGCACGUCGACCACCUCGGUGACGACACGGGCAUGGAGUAUAAUGGAAACAACCAUUUUACUUAUUAA
Messenger RNA from Pyrenophora tritici-repentis Pt-1C-BFP, 1968 nucleotides. RefSeq names its product Clr2 domain containing protein. Gene Ontology annotation, biological process: silent mating-type cassette heterochromatin formation. Lineage: Eukaryota; Fungi; Ascomycota; Dothideomycetes; Pleosporales; Pleosporaceae. The record is from RefSeq and is a predicted model, not a curated record. Gene Ontology annotation, cellular component: SHREC complex; mating-type region heterochromatin; rDNA heterochromatin.